AACAAAUGUAUAAGAAUACCUCCGUUCGAUGUUGAUUGAAGGUUGGGUUCCUGCAAGCGGGAAAAGAAGUUUUCAACAGCACGUGUUCGCCCUAUUGCAGAGUUGCAACAGCAUAAAGAACCUCAUUCAAAUUCAUAGCCAAGUAGUCCUCAAUGGUCUCUCUCAGAAGAGUAACAUUCUCGCCAAGCUUCUGUCUUUCUACGUAGCCUCUGGUCAUCUCCAACAUGCCCAUAAACUUUUCUCAAAUAUCGAUAACCCAAGUACCACCGUUUGGAACCACAUGAUCAGAGGCUAUGCUAGGAGCCAAAUGCAUUGGAAAUCGGUGGAAUGUUAUAAUCAGAUGGUUUCAGCUGAGGCUGAGCCUGAUGGGUUCACAUUCUCGUUUCUCUUGAGUGCCUGUGCCCGAGGUGGGUUGAUUAGAGAAGGAGAACAGGUGCACGGGAAAGUUUUGGUAAAAGGGUAUUGCUCCAAUGUUUAUGUGAACACAAAUUUGAUCAAUUUCUAUGCGAGGGUCGGUGGUGUUGUGCAGGCACGCCAUGUGUUUGAUGAUAUGAGCAAGAGAAGUGUUGUAAGCUGGAAUUCUAUACUCGCUGGGUAUAUUAGGUGCGGUGAUUUUGAUGGGGCAAGAAGGGUUUUUGAUGAGAUGCCCCAUAGGAAUGUUGUGUCUUGGACGACCAUGAUUGCUGGGUGUGCUCAGAAUGGGAAGUCCAAACAAGCUUUGUUGUUGUUUGGUGAAAUGAGGAGAGCUCGUGUGGAAUUGGAUCAGGUGUCAUUGGUGGCAGCUUUAUCAGCAUGUGCUGAAUUAGGGGAUCUGAAGUUGGGAAGAUGGAUCCAUAGGUAUGUUCAACGGACGUUUGUUGCAAGGAACCAGCAGCAACCCUCUGUGCGCUUGGACAAUGCACUCAUACACAUGUAUGCCAGUUGUGGAAUCAUUGAUGAAGCUUAUCAAGUGUUUACCAAGAUGCCUCAGAAAAGCACUGUGUCUUGGACUAGCAUCAUCAUAGCUUUUGCAAAACAGGGCCUCGGGAAGGAAGCCCUUGAUCUGUUUAAGACUAUGAUUAGUGAUGGUGUGGGUGUAAAUGAAGUAAGACCUGAUGAAAUAACCUUCAUUGGAGUUCUUUGUGCUUGCAGCCAUGCAGGAUUUGUAGACGAAGGAUGCCAAAUUUUUGCAUCCAUGAACCAUACUUGGGGAAUCAGCCCGAGGAUUGAACACUACGGAUGCAUAGUUGAUCUCUUGAGCCGUGCUGGUUUCUUAGAUGAAGCACGUGGACUUAUUGAAACUAUGCCUUUAAAGCCUAAUGAUGCAUUAUGGGGUGCCCUUCUUGGUGGUUGUCGAAUACACAAGAAUUCAGAGCUAGCAUCACCAGUGGCAAAAGAGUUAGUAGCUGAGCUCAAUGCUGAUCAAGCUGCAGGCUAUCUUGUGCUCUUGUCAAACAUAUAUGCUUUUGCCAAAAGGUGGCAGGAUGUCAUUACUGUGAGACAGAAAAUGAUUGAGAUGGGUGUGAAAAAGCCUCCAGGCCGAAGUUGGAUCCAAAUUAAUGGAGUUGUCCAUAAUUUUGUGGCGGGUGACAUGACUCAUAAGCAUUCACCUUUUAUCUAUGAAAUCCUCUGUGAGAUCACCAAGCAAGCCCAUCUGGAAGGCUAUGAACCAGACAUAACAGAGGUUUACUUGGAUGUUGAGGGAUGGAAAGUAUAAGAAGAAUAACAUAAUUUUUGCCUCGUGCAUUUUGGUUUUACAGUUACUUUUGGCUAGUAUCUUUUCACAUGGCAAGUGCCCAAUUUCUAUUUUUCCAAGCGGAUGGUAGUAAUUGCUUGUGACAGUACUACUUUCUUUGGGGCGCGUUUGGUUGAGGAAUUUUUUUUUGAAUACUAGGGAAAUGUUAUUGAUAGGAAAAUGGUUAGAAAGUGAGUUUGGUAGGAAAAUGUAAAAAAAAUUGUUUGGUUAGAAAAAAAUUUAC
Molecule: messenger RNA, 1958 nt
Organism: Gastrolobium bilobum
Lineage: Eukaryota; Viridiplantae; Streptophyta; Magnoliopsida; Fabales; Fabaceae
Product: pentatricopeptide repeat-containing protein At5g66520-like
Exons: 1
Coding region: 29-1696 (555 amino acids)
Biological process (GO): RNA modification
Molecular function (GO): protein binding; RNA binding
Source: RefSeq, a predicted model, not a curated record